AUGGAGCUGCUAAUCACAAAUGUGAUUCCGCCACCUGAGAAACUCGAGACCACCGCCAGCGACCAUUCGGGGGGUCCAGGAACCCACGCAGGAACCCACGCAGGAACCCGCGCAGGACCCCAAGGGGGGCGACCGGUAGAAAGGAUACCUUGGGCUGGCGACCCGUGUCAACCCCGGUCCGGCUCGGCUCAAGGCGUCUUGCACAAGACUCCCGAAAGGGACUACCCUUUCGUCGACUAUUCCGCAGGCCCGCCCGGACACCUGGCGCCGAAAGAUCAAGACCACAGAAGAAUCGUCCCGCGAGGAGUGGCACAGAAAGAACCGGUAAGAGUGCUUCAGGGGAGAGUGCCCCAGACGGGAGUGCUUCAGACGAGAGUGCUUCAGGGGGGUGUGGCUCGAAGACAGACGACUGACGUGGUGGGUCGCCAGCGUCGGCCCGACAAGCUGGGGUUGCCCGGUCGGGACAAAGCUGCGUCGGCGGUGCCAAGUCCCAAGACGGCUGCCAGGGGCCAGGCGGCCAGGGGCCAGGCGGCCACGGGCCAGGCGGCCACGGGCCAGGCGGCCACGGGUCACGCGGCCACGGGUCACGCGGCCAUGGGUCACGCGGCUGUUUCUCGAAGCCAGGCGUUCCCAACUACCAACGGCGGUCACGCAGUCGGGUUCAAUGCCUCUCGGUCCCCAAGUUGUGGCAGAUCACCGCGUCCAUUACCUUCACCCGUGUCUCCGGCAAACGCCCUACCUGUAUCAGCGUAUUGGUCGCCCGUACCCCCACUUGCGCCCGCAGGACUCCCGUCUCCAGGAGUUCCACCCGUAGGACUUCCGUCCCCAGCCCUUCCGCUGCUUCCUGGACAACAGGGAGUUCUCUUGACGACGCCCGAGUAUGUGCAAUCGGAGCAUGUGCAGUCGGAGCAUGUCCAGUCGGAGUACGUGCAGCCGGAGUAUGUGCAGCGGGGAUACGCGCAGUCCGGAUAUGUGCCGGUGGACUAUGUACCGUCAGAGUAUGUGAGAUCGCCGCACUACGUGGUGUCGCCCGAGUAUGUGCAGUCCCCCCCCCAGUACGGAAGGUCCCCCCAGUACCUGCAGUCACCCCAGCAGUACCAUCACAGCGGUUACUCGGCGUUCCCGUUGUACGCUGCGAACGGCGGCUUCGAGGACGAGACCGUUGUCUCCUCGUACGCGGUUUCGACACAAUUUCCGCCUCAGGAUGCCGGACUUCGCUCCCCACCGUCGCCCCCCCGCUUCUCUCCGAGUCGAGUACGGCCCGCGGACGACCUGCUGCCUCCAACCCCGACCCCCCCAACACCGUACACAAAAGAACCCAUCUUCCACCGCGACCCUUUUCUGCUCCCGAACUCCUAG
This is a messenger RNA of Gregarina niphandrodes, 1359 nucleotides long. RefSeq lists its product as hypothetical. Bases 1 to 1359 code for a protein of 452 amino acids. NCBI's taxonomy places the organism in Eukaryota, Apicomplexa, Conoidasida, Eugregarinorida, Gregarinidae. The transcript has a single exon. The record is from RefSeq and is a predicted model, not a curated record.